GGAUUCCCUCGUCGACAAAACAACCAUCCGGAAAAAUGCCUUCAGCCUCGAGCAUCGCCUACUACCUUGUCCACGUUUCAGAACUUCGCGCCAUCAUCCAAUGGAAAGUAUGGCAUAACCCCGUACACGAGCGUGACGAGAGCAAAGAGUCGCACGACCUCAAAGAAUGCUUCCGAUUCCUGCAACUCACAAGCCGAUCCUUUGCCGCCGUCAUCCAAGAGCUUCAUCCCGAGCUCCUCGUACCCGUAUGCCUUUUCUACCUCAUCCUUCGCGGACUGGACACGGUCGAGGAUGACAUGACCAUCAGCAUCGCGGCGAAAGAGCCAUUGCUACGCGACUUUCACAACCACAUUGAAGAUGAGGCAUGGAAUUUUGACGGCAACGGCCCGAACGAAAAGGAUCGCGAGCUGCUGGUCAAGUUUGACUGUGUGACGAGGGAAUUCAAUAAGUGCAAAGAUGCGUAUCGGGCCAUCAUUAAGGAUAUCACAAAGCGCAUGGGCAAUGGCAUGGCUGAUUACGCCAAAAACGCGGAUCACCUGGCCAACGGUGUGCAGACGAUCAAGGACUACGAGCUGUACUGCCACUAUGUGGCUGGCCUUGUCGGAGAAGGGCUCACGCGGUUGUUCGUCGAGGCGAAGCUUGCCAAUCCUGCGCUUCUGCAAAGGCCAGAGUUGAUGGAGUCCAUGGGUCAAUUACUGCAACAGACCAACAUCAUUCGCGACAUCAGGGAGGACCACGACGACAAACGGUAUUUCUGGCCCAAGGAGAUCUGGUCAAAGCACGUCGAGAAGUUCAACGAUCUCUUCGAGCCUCAAAAUCGAGAAAAGGCAUUGCAAUGCAGUAGUGAAAUGGUGCUCAAUGCGUUGAAGAAGGCGGACGAGUGCCUUUUCUACAUGGCAGGAAUCAAGGAGCAGUCCGUCUUCAACUUCGUCGCCAUCCCACAAUCCAUGGCCAUGGCCACACUCGAACUCUGUUUUCAGAAUCCCACAAUCUUCGACCGCAACGUCAAGAUCACCAAGGGCUCAGCUUGCGAGCUCAUGACCCAGUCAACGCAAAACUUACAACUGGUCUGUGAGAUCUUCCGAAAAUACGCACGAAAGAUUCACAAGAAGAACAAGCCCAGUGACCCGAAUUUCCUCGAAAUCAGCGUUGCGUGCGCGAAGAUUGAAAAGUUCAUUGAAGGCAUCUUCCCCAGUCAGACUCCACCAGCCGGCAACAACCAAGCACGUCUCGAAGCAGAGGCGGCGACAAAGGCAGAGGAGGCAGAGGCCAAAAAGGACAUGAUGUACCUUAUGCUUGCCGUUGGUGCGACAUUGGCCAUCAUCGCUGUUUCUAUGAUCGGAAUUGCAUGGCUAUUCGGCGCCCGAUUUGACCUCGCGCUACAGUCUCUGAAGUACAGCAUGAUGAGCAAACCUUCGGAGUUGUCAAGCGCCGCAUCGCAAGCAAUCGAAUCAGGCAAGAGUGCCGCAGCGAGUGCAAGCGUGCAUGCCAGUCGUGGCGAAUUGUAGGCGCUCCCGAAUCGACUUGUACAGUAUUUCAUCAGCUAAGCGGCGCUACUAAUUUGGCUGCAUGUCGUCGGUUUGACGGCACGAGUUCACGGCGUUGGAUCUGCGUUCAGCCUUGCGCAUCUGAAGGCAAAACUUCUGAGACCGCGGGCGAGGCUCACUAAUCAUGUAGCUCCACACUACCUCUUCGAUUCUUCCGUUCCC
Messenger RNA from Zymoseptoria tritici IPO323, 1709 nucleotides. RefSeq names its product ERG9, squalene synthase (gene ERG9). The transcript is spliced from 2 exons. Gene Ontology annotation, cellular component: endoplasmic reticulum membrane. The record is from RefSeq and is a predicted model, not a curated record. Gene Ontology annotation, molecular function: squalene synthase [NAD(P)H] activity. The coding region runs from base 36 to 1508 and encodes 490 amino acids. Gene Ontology annotation, biological process: ergosterol biosynthetic process; farnesyl diphosphate metabolic process. Lineage: Eukaryota; Fungi; Ascomycota; Dothideomycetes; Mycosphaerellales; Mycosphaerellaceae.